Messenger RNA from Aspergillus fischeri NRRL 181, 906 nucleotides. RefSeq lists its product as uncharacterized. The transcript is spliced from 2 exons. Gene Ontology annotation, molecular function: protein binding. The coding region runs from base 1 to 906 and encodes 301 amino acids. NCBI's taxonomy places the organism in Eukaryota, Fungi, Ascomycota, Eurotiomycetes, Eurotiales, Aspergillaceae. The record is from RefSeq and is a predicted model, not a curated record.
AUGCCAUCGUCUGCCGAGCAAACUUUCAGCAUCUAUGAGCUUGCUGAGCAUAUAAUCCUGCAGCUGAAUAAUCCUGUGGAGAUCGUUUGUGCCCAGCGCGUUUGCCGUAACUGGAGAGAUGUUAUCCGAACAUCCCCGGCCCUACAGGAGGCCUGCUGGUAUCAAUCCAAUACUGGGGAUGCUCAAACGCGGUCAAUCUCCAGUGAACAGACAUGGAAACUGAACCCUGCGUUCAACCGAAUAGGCGUCUCAAUAUCCAGAGAUGCAGCAAAGGGUGGAGAUCAGGAUCAAGGGGAUUUCAGCUUGGAGGAAGACAUCUACGACAAACCUGGGUCCUGGACGACCAUGCUGGCCACACAGCCUCCCUGCCAGCGAAUGCUGUUUGAAUGCCACAGCUACUAUUCCGACGAUCAGAUACUUUUCUAUCUCAUCGCAUCCAUGGCCGGCCCUCUCCUUAUGGGCGACAUCAUGGCCGUUCUAGCAGAAUGCCGGAAUCGACAGGAAUACGGCCUAGAUCGCUGGGGUGGAUUACGCCACUAUACAGGCGAGUUAGUCCGAUGGGAGGAGGAGGAAUGGGAACCCUAUCACUGGGUCGCUCUUGACAAGAUGCCGGAUAAUGUGUCCAUUAAUGUUGCGAUCGAGAUGCCUUGGGGAUACGGGGGAUGUCCUGCCUUUUCUCUUCGGCGGGUCUACGGCACCGAGCACUUUCUGCAUGAAAUGAUCCUGCAUAAGAUGAUCAUGGAUCAAGGGCAUGAAUAUCAGUGGGACGAGACUUCAUCGGCCCCCCAAUACCGACCUGUGAACAAGUCAAAGUACAAAGCAAAUCUGUUGGCUGUAAAGGAGCACCAGGGGAAAUAUCUGUCGAUUUGCAGCAAUGUCUUCCGCCUACUAUCUGAGGUGAAAUAA